AUGGAGUUUAAGAUGUUGUAUGUAUCUACGCUUAUUAUAAUCAGCAUUUUACUUACUGGAUACUCUAGUGAUGAUUCGUGCGAAAAUGACAAUUGUUCGUCUUCAAUUGAUAUCCCGCUUGUUUCAAAGCUUAACGCACCGUUAAAGGCAGAAUUAGACAUAUCUAGUCUAACCAAACAGCUGAGAGCAGUUAUACAAAAGGAGGUAAAAGUGGUUGUAUCUAAAGAGAUGAAAAAUCUGGUGGAAAAUAUUUUGGAAAAGAGGAUACAAACUGCCUUGGACAAUUUGGGGAAAUCAUACACUCUUACACUGUCAACUUUUAAACAGAAGAUAGAAGACGGAACUGUACAAUUAGAAAAAUUAGUCACUGCUGUAUAUAAUAAAACAGAAGAUUUUGGCAGAAAGUUAACUGAAGUUCAAAAAAAUACAUCGAAGAAAAAUGCACUCAUAAUGUCAAAACAGAACAUACUUGCAAGCGACAUCAGUUCGUUGACUACAAUAGACAAUAAGCUGAAGGUAGAAAUUGAGCAAAUGAAAGAAAAGCAAAAGUUAACUGAUUCAAAAUUAUCAUCAUUUGUAACAGACGUUAAAAGUAACACUGAUUUUGCUAAAGGAAAACUAGCGAAAGACUGCAAUGACGUACACAGAACGAUGAACAAAAGUGGAGUUUAUCAUAUCUACCCUACUGGAGCCCCAGGAUAUAAAGUUUACUGUGAUAUGGAUACAGACGGCGGAGGAUGGACAGUAUUUCAGUAUCGAUCUGGUGGAGUUGUUAGUUUUCAUACGAAACUUUGGGAAGACUACAAAAACGGAUUUGGAGAAGUCAAUGGGGAUCAUUGGUUAGGGAAUGACCGAGUUCAUCAAUUGACUGGAUUGGGAAACAACUUUCUUAGAAUAUAUCUUGAAGACUGGGAAGGAAACAGUCGUUAUGCUGUUUUCAAUAAUUUUACUCUCGGUGAUGAAGUCUCAAACUAUAUUUUGACAUAUGGUGCAAACAGUGGUACUGCAGGAAACAGUUUGGCUAAUAAUGUGAAAUUUACAACAGCAGACAGACAAAAUGACGGUCGUCCGAAUGGAGCCAAUUGUGCAACGGAUCAUUAUGGAGGACCGUGGUGGUAUAACUAUGGUUGUGGUUUAUCCGAUCUUAAUGGAGAGUAUGUUAAUGGUGGUAAAGGUUUACCAUCUGGACACGGCUUGUUUUGGAAUGGUUGGAAGGGAGUUUCCUACUCAAUGAAAGUAACAAAACUGAUGAUACGGAAGAAAUGA
This is a messenger RNA of Mytilus trossulus (common blue mussel), 1266 nucleotides long. Its product is annotated as fibrinogen-like protein 1. Lineage: Eukaryota; Metazoa; Mollusca; Bivalvia; Mytilida; Mytilidae. The coding region runs from base 1 to 1266 and encodes 421 amino acids. The record is from RefSeq and is a predicted model, not a curated record. The transcript is spliced from 6 exons.